AUGAAGACUAAUCAGCUGAUGGCCAAGCUUAGUAAAUGUACUUUUGCAAGGAAGGAAGUGGAAUAUUUGGGACAUAUAAUCUCUGAGAAAGGGUUACAAACUGAUCCAGAAAAGUUGAUUGCAGUAAAGGCAUCGCCAAAACCAACCAACAUCAAAGAGUUAAGAGGAUUUCUAGGAUUAACUGGAUACUAUAGGAGAUUCAUUAAAUCCUAUGGAGCUAUAAGCAGACCACUCACAGACAUGUUGAAGAAGAAUGCUUUCCAUUGGAGUAUAGAAUCAGAACUGACAUUUGAGCAAUUGACGAAGGCAUUGUGCACAGCUCCAAUUUUAACUCUCCCUGAUUUUAGCAAGGAUUUUGUGGUGGAAGCUGAUGCUUGA
Molecule: messenger RNA, 378 nt
Organism: Ipomoea nil (Japanese morning glory)
Lineage: Eukaryota; Viridiplantae; Streptophyta; Magnoliopsida; Solanales; Convolvulaceae
Exons: 1
Coding region: 1-378 (125 amino acids)
Source: RefSeq, a predicted model, not a curated record